This is a messenger RNA of Diachasmimorpha longicaudata, 7082 nucleotides long. RefSeq names its product telomerase-binding protein EST1A-like. The coding region runs from base 333 to 5102 and encodes 1589 amino acids. Gene Ontology annotation, cellular component: telomerase holoenzyme complex. Gene Ontology annotation, molecular function: protein binding; telomerase RNA binding; telomeric repeat DNA binding. NCBI's taxonomy places the organism in Eukaryota, Metazoa, Arthropoda, Insecta, Hymenoptera, Braconidae. Gene Ontology annotation, biological process: nuclear-transcribed mRNA catabolic process, nonsense-mediated decay. The record is from RefSeq and is a predicted model, not a curated record. The transcript is spliced from 17 exons.
UAUGUAACAAUGCAACGCUUUUAUUAUUGUUCCCUAAUUCCAAUAUAAUUUGUCGAGAUUUCACAAGAUUGUGGUCGAAUCCAGUUCGGUUAUCGAUACGUAAACAAUGGCGUGGAGUGAUAAAUUCGUCUUGGGGUUCAAAAUAAAAAAAAACGGAGCAUUGCAUUAAUAAGCGAAAGUGUUUGUGGAUAAAUUGCGAUUAUAGAGGUGUUCUAAUUAACCUAUUUGUCUCUCAUUCUGAGGGAUUGGAAUAGAGGAAAAAAAAUUGAAUAGCAUUUCGUAGUGGAGAAAUUCAUUACAAUUCAGACUCAAAAAUCGAGAAAGAUCGAUCAAUGGGUGGUCGAGGUAUUGGACCGAGGGGGCCCCAGCCCCUGUACACACCAGGGAGCGGUCCCUUGAAAAAAACAGGGCAUCAGUGUGACGAUUAUCCGAACGAUACUCCAAUAUAUCGCCACGAUAGACCAAAAGCCAGCUCCGUCCAGGAUCGAUUGAAGGUCUCACAAUACAACAACACAAACAAUAGUCAAAAGUCUCAGGACAAUCUUGCUGACAAGAGGAGUGAUGUCCACAUAAACUACAGACAGAAUAGUGACCAGGGAAAAGGGAAUCAUUAUGGGGAUCCGAGGAGAAGAAACAAGAAACCAGAACAGCAGUUGUACGUACCCAAGAAAGUGCAAGAGGCAUUGGCUGAGCGAGUUGUAGCUAAUAGAUCGCCACUUCCGCAAACCUGGGAUCGUUCCCGUGAACGCGACGACUGGGAUACCCAGUCCUCUCGCUCCCACCGUCCGGUCCGUCAAAAUCGCCCUCCGGAUCCCUCUCGUUCCUCCGAUCGUCCCCAAAAGCGUUUUCCACCCCGCAGCAACCGCAAAACCAGUGAAACCGAUGACUCCUGGCGUCCCGAGUCCCCCCGCUCCUAUCAAAACCACCAUCGAAAUGUCCGUCAAGGCUCGGAGCCCCCCACGUCCCCUCAACUCUCCCAGAACUACCAGAAUCAUCAUGAGCCACCGAGAAUUCGGGACACAAGAAGUGUUGAGCCAUCGUACGAAAAAUUUCCACGUAAGCCACCUCUAGGUCACAAACACUUGUCCAAAGUCUUCUCAAAAUUGGAAUCCCUUCCACCUCGGCUUCAACGUAAACAUCUCGCCGAGAAUGGCAUUGACCUUCCACCCCCCAAUCCUGAAGAAACAUGGGAUCCUGCAAAAUCGAUUUUUUACGCUCAAAUUCAUCAUCAGACUUAUUAUCCAUCUAACCCAUCGACCGCUCCUCCACCCCCGCAGCAGUGGUCGAAUACCGUUCCAGUCCGUUCACGAGGUCGCGGUCGGCUGCGUCAGGAUAACCUCGAGCCUGCCAAUCCUCGACCAAGCACACCAGAUCAGUACUCAGCCCCUAGUUCGCGAUCCCACACACCUAGCCAAGAACUAAUGACGCGGUCGUACGAGCGCCGUGGCAGUAAUAGCACGAUGUACACCAGCAUGGAAUCCCUCUCACGAAUGGACGUGGGUCCCUCCUCCUACAAUAGCGAUAAUUACACAAGAAGAGCACCAUCACCGAAACCCAAUGACACUUCAGAACAUCAAAAUUUGGCGAGAGAAAAUCAGAAUUCAUCGACCAGCAGGGGUGAGGUGUUCAGUUCGUUUUCGGACAGGCCCUCGGAGACUCUCGAUUGGUCCGAGGAAGUUGAGCUGUCAGAGAGAGCUGAGAAUGAACGUUUGAGUCGUAGCUCCUCAAUAUCUAGCUUCAGGGAAAAUGCCAGUAUCUCCGGUCAUAGUUGCAACGCCCCCGUCAAUAGAAAUCGCUCGCAGAAGAAGAAAAAACGCGAACGGAGGCGAAGCCGAGGGGACAGGAGCAACAGCAGGGACAAGACACGGGAGAACAGUCAUGAGAGAACGAAGAAUCAGCAAAAUCGGGAGAAUGAUAACUACAAUAAUAAUCAGAAUAACGGGGCUCGAAGGUAUGAGAGAAGAGCUGGCAAUCGAAAUAUCAUGAAUCGCAGUCGAGAGAACAGUAAAGAUCGGGGAUUUAGUAGAAUGAGAAAUGAAAAUACUGAGGAAAAUUGGCGAACGGGGAAGAGAAUAUCCGUAUGCGAAUCGGAUGAUGGAAAACGCCCACCACUGAAUACAAAUAUUAAUGCAGUAACUGGGAAUCCCCCGGGGAGAAUUGAUGGACAGACACCGGGGGUUUUGGUACUUCCGGAACAAACGGUGGUAUCACCACCUGUAUCGAACAAGCUCGACAACAGGGGGCAAGGCUCGGCGAACAGAAAAACUUUGUUCGAUCCUAAUAAUCCGAACAAACCUAUUGAAAUUGUUCCCUCACCAGGAUCGCGAGCCUCUGUGGGAGAGGCUCCCGGACAAUUGCCUGGGGGUCAACAGGGAUCAGGGCCCUAUGUACCCUCCCACUUUCAACAGAGUCUCCAGGUAGAUGGGGUUUCACCGACGUAUAUUGCGGAUCAGCUGGUAAAUUCCGUGCCUUCUUGGUAUGAUCCUUGCUCGGAGAGUCUCAGAUCAGCGAAAAAUCCAUGUUUAUUGAUGGGAAUUGAAACGAUGGACCGAGAGCUCUAUCGACUACUGAGCUCGGGAAGAUUGGCUACCAAUUGGGAUCGCGUUGCAUUUCUCAGGCACUCGCUGCAGCAGAGUCUUCAAAAUCUUUUGGAAACUGAUAUGAAGUUCUGUCAGAGUGAGAAUGUAGAACAGCAUUUUUGGAAAAUCUUGUUUUACAAUAUCAUUGAGAUGCUGAGGAAGAUCGUGGUGAAGGAGGGACCAGCGGGGAGGGAGUUGUGCAAGAGAAUUAUGCUGAAGAUUAUUGAUGAUGGAACGGUUUACUUUGAAAAUUUGUUGGUGGUUCUGGAGACAACUUAUAAGUUUAAGCUGGAGGUUUUUCUGUCGUCUUCGGAAACAUCGAAGGGGUUGGGAUUUGUGGGGCUGGCGCUGAUCAGUGCUCAGAAGAUAUUUUUAUUCCUGGGGGAUUUGGCGAGGUAUAAGGAGCAGGCUAAUGAAACUACCAAUUAUGGAAAGUCUAGACGGUGGUAUCUCAAGGCACAGCAGAUCAAUCCGAAGAAUGGGAGGCCGUAUAAUCAACUAGCGCUGCUCGCGCAUUAUGCGAGAAGGAAAUUAGAUGCCGUUUACUACUACAUGCGUUCGUUAAUGGCAUCAAAUCCUCUCCACUCAGCUCGUGAAAGUCUUAUUGCAUUGUUCGAUGAAAAUAGGAAGAAGUAUCUCCAUUAUUACGAGUCUACCGAACGUAAACGUAAGGAAGAGCGUGAGUGGAAGGAACGUGCUCGCAUGAAGGAGAAAGAGGGUGCAAAUAAUUUGAGUGGUGGACUGAGACGUGAGACUUGGAUUCAUCCGGGUGGUAGACGAAUGAGAAGGACAACAUCAGCAGCUAGUGCUGCCGAGGCCAAAUUGGCUCAGAGUGAUCUCGAGGAAUUGGCGCAGUUGAGCAGUGUUGAGGUUAAUAAGCGGUUCGUGACGUCGUACCUUCACGUCCAUGGGAAGCUGAUCACAAAAAUCGGAAUGGAGACAUUUCAGGAGGCGGCUAUUCAGAUGCUGAGGGAGUUUAGAGCACUGUUGCAGCAUUCACCACUGCCCCUUCCGGGUACCAGACUACUGCAGCUUUUGGCGCUGAAUAUGUUUGCGAUUGAAACGACUCAGCUGAAGGAUUCACAAAUGGAGCAGGGCUACAGAUCCGAAGUCCAGGAGCGCGCCUUGGUAGUAUCACUUCAGAUGUUUAAUUUGAUAUUGGAGCGUGGUUGUGCCCUUCUGAAGGAACAAAUUGAUAACGACGAGCAACCGCGAUUGGUACUAGACGAUGACAUGCAGGUUCUUCUUCCAGCUAUCAAGAUUUGGUGUGACUGGAUGCUUUGUCAUAGUUCCGUGUGGAACCCACCGCCUUCAUGUACGGAUUAUCGUGUGGGACCACCUGGGGAUGCGUGGAGUAGGCUAGCUAUGAUGGUGAACCUGCUGGAUAAGCUGCCGUGGCCACGAUAUGUUAUCAUCCGCACGUCGGAAGUGUGCGGUAGAACAACUGAGCUGAACCUGGUAAAAUUACCCGAGGAUUCCACGUUAUCCGGAUUCACUCCGUUAAUGUCCAAUCCCCAGGAACCUUCCUAUGCUUUGAAAACGGAAGAUACGGAAAGGGCCCAGGUCUGCCUGAGAAUACACAAAAUCCUCUUCUUCGCCCAGGGAUUCCUAUGUGGCCUUGAAACACCGGUGCUUAAGCUCCAGAAGAGUGAGACGGGAAUUAGUGAAUAUGUUUCUCUAGUGGAGGCUUCUAGUGCAAGUGUACCAAGUUCACCACCCGAACAGAGUGAUUCAGAAAUUCUUGUGGACAGCUACAGCGAGGAUGACGGCGACGAUCCAGGAUCCUCGACAAAGCGUUUCUCAUCAACAGUUCCAAAGGAUUUGACGUCACCGCCGGAGAUAAGGUCGUUGAUCGAGCGGAAGGAAGAGUUGGAGAGACGUCAGAGAAAACAGGAGCGUCAUCGACAACGAGUGCAGGCGAUUCUGCUGAAGUCAUCGGUAUCAGUGGAGAUCGAAGUUAGACCUAGACAACUUGUACCGGAUACUAAUUGUUUCAUUGAUUACUUGGGACAACUGCAGAGUAUUACGAAGGCUACAUCCGGAGCGCAACCAUUGUUUACACUUAUGAUUCCACUUGUGGUUCUGAAUGAGCUUGAGGGAUUAGCGAGAGGGGCGGAUCCAAGGGAUUGCACACCAAAUUCACGGGCUACACUAAAUCCAGAGCACGUAGUGAGGGUGGCUGAAUCUGCUAAAUCUGCGUUAUCAUUCGCGAGGAGUAGGAAUCCAGCGAUAAGAUGCCUCACGACAAGGGGGACUGUUUUGUCAUCCAGUACUUUCACUGUUGAGGAGGACACCAGUCUCGAUGGAUUGACGAGAAAUGAUGACAGAAUAUUGGCAACUUGUCUGAGCUUGUGCAAAGGGGCAAAUAAGGAUCAAGUAGUUGUUGAAGAGGGACAACCAAGGCGCCUAAGACGAGAAGUUGUUCUCCUGACUGAAGAUAGAAAUCUCCGAGUAAAGGCACUCGCCAGAGACGUUCCCGUAAGAGAAGUACCCGAUUUCAUACAAUGGGCGGGUCUAGGUUGAAUAUCCGAAUAACGUUAUUCCACGUGAUUCCACUUAAUUUAAAUGAAACAUUGCUCCAAUUGGAAUGAUAUGAAUCAGUCGAUAACAAACUGAUUUUAAUUUGACAUUGAUAACGUCAAAUUCAUUCAAUGGACAAGUGGCCACUCACGGUCAGACAUUUAUCCUUCUUGAUCGAAGGGUAUUGAAUUUAUUUAUACACAAGUAAUCCCUAGGAGAUAUUUCUUUAACAUAUUGUAGAGAUUUAUUAGCCCAACUUAGAUCCUAUCUGUAUUUUUCUGAGAAAUAACAAUCUUUUAAUCUUAACGAUAAUUAAUUGCAUCUAUUCAUACUUCAAUUAAAAUCAGUAAUUUUCAUUGAAUGCAAAUACAGUUGAAUAUUGCCGGAGAGUUUUGUAUUAUACUUUACAUUGUAAAUGUUUACAUUUCAUUUUCGUUCAGUUUAAAUGUCAUUUAUUGCAUCUGUUGAGUCACAUAACAUGAUCAGACACAUUUAAUCGUGAUAUCAACGUUGGGCUGUUGACGAUGUCUUGCCAAUGGUGAUUAGAGGCGAAGACAAAUGAUGUUAUUGGGUAAGAUGAACCUGUUAGAGAAAAAAAAACAAAUAGUAAAAACAAAUUGACAUCUCCUCUCGUUAGAACUAACUGACGAUAUUAAUCAGGUAAUUAGAUGUUUAAUAACAGUAAGCAGGUAAACGAUUGGCCUUACAUCGUUUUAGUAUGAUAUAAGAACCUUUAGACAAAUCAUGAGUGGUGGAGAAAUAAAUGGAUGAACGGAAUUACAAGUAAAAUUGAAUUAGAUGACAAUGGUCGGGUGUUAGAGCUUACAACUACACUACACUUUGUAUUUUUCUUACCUCCGUUGGAGCUCCUGAGUGCGAGAUAUAAUGCACCGUCAGAGUAAUUAAUUGUUUUAGUGAUCGCAUUAUUAAAAAUAUCUAAAUUAAGAAAAUUGGUGAAUUAUGGAAAUGAUUUAAUGAAUAUAUGUGAGAACAUUCCGACGGUGCGGAGAUAAUUACUAGAUUAUAAAUGCAUCUGGAGGAAUAUGAUACCCGAAGUAAUUGGAAAAUCAUUAGAAUGUAGAAGAGAAUCUUACAUUCUUCGAUGCUUGUUAAUUUUCAUUUCAGUAAAAUUGAAUGAACUUAUAGGCGCCAGUAAAGUGUUUUAGAACUACUGAAGAACAGUAGAAAUCAAUGGAUACAUAUUUUUGACAAAUUAGUUAUUUAAUUAUAAUAUAAUGGUUGAGUAAUAAUGAGUGGGAGGUGAGCACGUGAGAAUAUAAAUGACGAAAGAAUGCCACGACGAAGAAAAAAAAAACAGGAAAUAAUGGAGAAGAGAGAACUCGUCUUCAUCGUCUAGUGGAAUUUUUGUAAUUAAAUGCUGGAGAGGAAGAAUUUCACAUGAGAAAAAUGGGUAAUAAUAGACUGACUCCGAUCGAAAUUGAUUCAAGUCGAAAGACUUCUUGUCAGAGGGUUUCUUUUCGUCUACUUUUAAACAGUUUUUUCCUCCUUUAGCUCAAUUUUAUUCACUAUUUCGAGAAUAUAACCUUAUGAUCUUUUUAAUUGUUCGUUCAUUAUGAUUAAAUAGUUAGAUUUAUUUUGGAGGGAGUGAUCAGGUGGUGAAUGAAAUAAUUCAUGUGUAGAUCUUUUGACGAAUCAUACGCAAUAAUAACUCAAAAAUAUUGCUAGAUUUCUCUUGAAUAUCACUACUAUCAACACGAGACUUCAUUCAUCUCGCUCUAGCCCUCUUUCUAUCAUUCAUAGCUUCGCAAAUAGGGUCCAAUUCAACAACUGGAUCUAAGUAAACUUAAAUACGUAAAACAGAAUAAUGAAGCAGUAUCCUCAUUUUGGUUUUUAUCUCAGGUAACUAAAAAAAAGUUAAUCUUAUCACGUUAACUUAAUAGAAAUCCAUUACACAAAUUUACUGAUAUAUUGUAAGUGGUAAUAACCAAUAAAGAGAAAGUAACGUGACACAGCAAAACUGAA